This is a messenger RNA of Penicilliopsis zonata CBS 506.65, 1089 nucleotides long. RefSeq lists its product as hypothetical. The transcript is spliced from 3 exons. The record is from RefSeq and is a predicted model, not a curated record. NCBI's taxonomy places the organism in Eukaryota, Fungi, Ascomycota, Eurotiomycetes, Eurotiales, Aspergillaceae. Bases 1 to 1089 code for a protein of 362 amino acids.
AUGGCACGCUUCUGCCUCCUUUUCGUCUUUCUGCUCCUCUUCUCCUGGACCCAGGCGUCUGAAUUCGAUAUUGUCUACACCGAGGAGGUCCCUGCCACCUGCUACGGGCUGGACGCACGACUGAACAAAUGGGAAGCUGAAGCCAAAGAGCUGUACAGCACAGGCAUGCAGGCUGUUCUCAACGUGGGCACCAAUCUGGUUGCCCAGAAGUCCUUCACGGCCUUCCUGGGCGUCGAGUUUCACUAUGUCAAUAGCGUUGCGGUGCCUGUGGACCAGAACCUGUUCAAUAAAGUCCAGACUACGAUUUCUCUGGCAAACAACUUCCUCAGCGGCCGUGGAUACCCCCAGAUGCGCGUCAAGCCCCGAGUAUACUGCGGCGACGAGUUCCUGCAGCAGCGCCAGUGGACCGACAUUGCGCUGGACUCGACCGGAGAGAAGGUGAAGCGGCCGGAGAGCGAGCAGGCCAGCACGGGACAGCCCUUCUACAGUAUCGGCGAGGUGUACAGUCAGGUCCCCUGGCUGGCGGGGAGGGUACCCUUCUGGCUGCCCGCCGAGAAGGGAUACAUGUUCACGGAGGCGCCGGAGGGGGGAUCUUUCUGCGAGGGCACGGAAUCAGCGUUCGGGAUAACGUACAUAGGUGUCCCAGGCCAGCAUUACCUGCGUGGCACGCAGCAGCAGAGCGUCACGCCGUUCAUGGACUUCAUCUCGUUGUGUACCGAUGCGUUUGUGGACUCGAGCCAUGUCGACACCCUGGGUCAUUACGGGUACAUCGAUCCUACCUCGGGCGUGGGCCUCGAGUUUAUCCUGCCAGAGAGCGCGACGCUGGUCCAUGAAAUCGCCCAUCUGGUGACGGGCAAUCUGGGCUACGAUCCGAAGGAGCUCAAUCUCGACCCGCUGCGGUUGAUGAUCCGCGAUCAUGGCAGUUCAGCUCUCAGAGACAUGCUCGCUCUCGAUCCCGCCCUCAAGGCCGACAACGCGGAGAGUUACGUCUAUUUUCUGGUCGCCUGGUGGCAAUACUACAAGUACAAAGACAGCGGGAAGCCGGCGGCGGCGUUCUACCCCGGCUUUGCUGUUUCUUGGGAUUAUUGA